Colletotrichum truncatum is the source of this 2574-nucleotide messenger RNA. RefSeq names its product potassium/sodium efflux P-type ATPase. Gene Ontology annotation, cellular component: plasma membrane. The record is from RefSeq and is a predicted model, not a curated record. Gene Ontology annotation, biological process: potassium ion transport; monoatomic ion transmembrane transport; sodium ion transport. Gene Ontology annotation, molecular function: P-type sodium transporter activity; ATP hydrolysis activity; ATP binding. Lineage: Eukaryota; Fungi; Ascomycota; Sordariomycetes; Glomerellales; Glomerellaceae.
AUGAUCGCUGUUGGCGAUGUGGUCCCGGCUGAUCUCCGUCUCAUUGAGGGAAUUAACCUCUCAAUCGAUGAGGCCCUUCUGACCGGCGAGUCGCUUCCAAUCAGCAAGCACCCCGAAGCCAUCUUCGAGGAGGAGGAUAUCCCCCUCGGCGACCGCAUCAACAUGGUCUACUCGGCCACUACCGUCACUAGAGGACGCGCCCGUGGUGUUGUCACCACCACCGGUAUGGAGACCGAGGUGGGCAAGAUCGCGCUCAUGCUUCGCACUACCCGCAAGCGGGAUGAGAACGCCUCUCUUACCACCCGUGCUCUCAUGCGCGUCAAGGCUGCCUUCAAGAGCAUCCUGGGUCUCGAGGGCACUCCCCUGCAGGUCAAGCUUAGCAAGUUUGCUCUACUCCUAUUCGGCUUGGCUAUACUCCUUGCCAUUAUCGUCUUCUCCGUCAGCAAGUUCGACAUCGAUGACCAGGUUCUCAUUUACGGUAUCUGUGUCGGUGUUGCUGUUAUUCCCGAGUCUCUCAUUGCCGUCCUGACCAUCACCAUGGCUGUUGGAACCAAGGCAAUGGCAUCCGGAAACGUCAUUGUCCGCAAACUGUCCUCCCUCGAAGCCGUUGGAGGUGUCACGAACAUUUGCUCCGACAAGACCGGUACCCUGACCCAGGGUCGCAUGAUUACCAGAAAGGUCUGGUUGGCUGAAGAUACUACUGCCAUCAUUGAGGGCACCACCGACCCUUAUGACCCUACUAGUGGUAAGGUGCGCUGGCCUGGAUCCGCCGCCUCGAGCUCGAACUCUAGCGGAGCGUCGACUCCAACGGUCGAGAAGAGCGACGACACUAUCAGGAGCUCUUCCAUGGACUCCUUCCUCAAAGCCAUUGCUCUCUGUAACAACGCAGCCGUCACCGACGGAAAGACUGCUACUGACACCGAGUCUAUGACUACUGCUACCGAAGUCCCUGUCGCUUGGAACGCCAUUGGCGAGCCUACCGAGAUUGCCCUCCAAGUCUUCGCCAUGCGCUACGGAAAAGGAAAGAACGACAUCGUCUCGUCUGAAAAGACCAAGAUGUUGUACGAAUUCCCCUUUGACUCCUCCUGCAAACUCAUGAGUGUUGUUUACGAGUUCCCUUCUGCUUCUCGCCAAGUCUUCACCAAGGGUGCCGUUGAGGUUAUGUUGCAACGCCUGGCUGAGCCUGAAGAAUUCAAGGCUAAGAUUGCUGCUAAGGCAGACGAGCUUGCUUCCGAGGGCCUCAGAGUCCUCUGCGUGGCUAACAGAGUCCUGGAAGACACUGAUAAUGCCAGCGAGAGAAACGAGGCCGAGUGCAAGCUUCGCUUCCUCGGUCUCGCCGGUUUAUAUGACCCUCCCCGUGUUGAGACGCUUGGCGCUGUGAAGCUGUGCAAGACUGCCGGUAUCUCAGUUCACAUGGUCACUGGAGAUCACAUUAAGACCGCCACUGCUAUCGCCCAGGAGGUCGGUAUCUUGACUGGCGGCGAGAGCCCCACUGCCGUCAUGGCAGCUGGCCAGUUCGACGCCAUGAGCAAUGAUGAGAUUGACGCCCUUGACGCCCUUCCUCUGGUAGUCGCCCGGUGCAGCCCUAUGACCAAGGUCAGAAUGCUCGAGGCUAUGCAUCGUCGCAAGGCCUACUGUAUCAUGACUGGUGAUGGUGUCAAUGACUCGCCCGCCCUCAAACAAGCUGACGUCGGUAUUGCCAUGGGCAAGAGAGGUAGUGACGUCUCCAAGGAGGCGGCGGACAUGGUCCUCACUGACGACAACUUUGCAUCCAUUGUUACUGCUAUCAAGGAAGGUCGCCGUUUGUUUGACAACAUUCAGAAGUUCCUGCUCCAUCUCUUGAUUUCCAACAUUGCCCAGGUCAUCCUUUUGCUUAUCGGUCUCUCCUUCAAGGACCGAAGCGGCACCUCCAUCUUCCCCCUGUCUCCCUUGGAGAUUCUGUGGGUCAACCUUAUCACCUCUUCGUUCCUGGCCAUCGGUUUGGGUCUUGAGGAGGCGCAACCCGACAUCCUCCUGCGUGCACCCCACGAUCUUGGCGUUGGAGUCUUCACUUUUGACCUGAUCCGCGAUAAGAUGAUUUACGGUUUCUUCAUGGGUUCGCUCUGUCUCGCUGCUUUCACGUCCGUCGCCUAUGGCCCUGGUGCCGGAGACCUAGGUAGCAUGUGCAACGACGGCUACAACUCUACCUGUGGCGUUGUUUUCAGAGCCCGCUCAACCGUUUAUGCUACUUUGAGCUUCCUUCUCUUGGUCACUUCUUGGGAAGUCAAGCAUUUCCAGCGCAGUCUCUUCAACAUGAACCCCGAACUGUGGACCGGCCCUUUCGCCGUGUUCAAGACGAUUUACAAGAACCGCUUCCUCUUCUGGGCCGUCGCCGGAGGCUUUGUCAUGACCUUCCCGGUCAUUUAUCUCCCUGUCGUCAACCGCGCCGUUUUCAAGCACGACAUGAUUACCUGGGAGUGGGGCAUCGUUGUCGCCUGCUUGGUGGUUUACAUCGCUCUUAUUGAGUGUUGGAAGGCUGUCAAGCGCUACCUCGGUCUUGGUAUGAACGCUCGCAUUGUUGGUGACAGUGUUUAA